Molecule: messenger RNA, 881 nt
Organism: Tinamus guttatus (white-throated tinamou)
Lineage: Eukaryota; Metazoa; Chordata; Aves; Tinamiformes; Tinamidae
Gene: RFLNA
Product: refilin A
Biological process (GO): actin filament bundle organization; skeletal system morphogenesis; negative regulation of bone mineralization involved in bone maturation
Cellular component (GO): actin filament bundle
Molecular function (GO): filamin binding
Source: RefSeq, a predicted model, not a curated record
UCUCCCGCUGCGGCCCCCUCGCUGCCCCCCAGACAUGGUCGGUCACCUCCAGCUGCAAGGGAUGGACGAGAGCCUCAAGGAGAAGAGCCGGGAAGGCUUGUUGGACAGCCCGGACUCGGGGCUGCCCCCCAGCCCCAGCCCCCCUUUCUACUCCCUCUCACCCAGCGGCGGUGGCAGCGCAGACCCUCCGGGGCAGCGGCGAGAGGCCAAGGAUGGCAAAGUGAUGCCUUACCUGCUCCUGAACCCAUCCAUGACAGAGAUGAGGCCUCGAAUGUAUCCUGUGUUUUUUGGAGAAAGCAUUGAGGUCAGCCCUGAGCCCAUGCAGGAAAUUAGGUGCAACUCGGAGGUGAAGUAUGACUCCGAGAAGCACUACCGGGAUGACAUCUUCUACAGCCCCAUCCCCACUGUCACCACCUACAGCGAGACGGUCAUCGCCGCCCCCAAUUGCACCUGGCGGAACUACAAGUCCCAGCUGAUUUUCGAGCCUCGCCAAAAGCCGCUGAGGUUCCAGAGCACGACCAUAAUUUUUCCUAAACGCGCCAAGAACAUUUACAGGACCACCCUCAACUACAGCUUAGGCUCUGCCAAACGCUGGUUUGCUUCCAGUGUGCAGCUGGAACUGUGCGAGGAAACCAGCCCCUGCGUCAUGUACAGCGAGACCCUCUGAUCCACGCUGCUGCUGGCGACUUGGUGACCUCGAGGACACUGUGGCCUUUGCUGGGUUUCUGGCUGGGCCCUUACUGGUGGCAACUGAGUAUUAGUGGCUAGAGAACGUGUCAUCUUGGGUGAGGCUGGACUGCCUGGGAGGAGGCUUGCAGGACAUGGGAUGGUUUUGAUCAGUGGCAGGCUGGCUUGCAUUUUACGAUGUUCCUGACAUUUGU